Molecule: messenger RNA, 2120 nt
Organism: Phaedon cochleariae (mustard beetle)
Lineage: Eukaryota; Metazoa; Arthropoda; Insecta; Coleoptera; Chrysomelidae
Source: the annotation of a GenBank genome assembly
GUGCCACAAGUAAGCUGGUACUAAGCUGGUACCAAAGGUGGUACGGGCAGCGGACGAACUCGCAUCAGUAGAACCGUAGAACGUUCAGUUGUUUUAAACAAAAAGUGAGCUGCAUUGUGAAUUGAUUGUCUAUAUCGUUCGUACCUACUUGUUUUUUAUGUUGUUUUCUCUUCAUUUUUCUGAAUUUGAUUAUUAUACAAAAAGCAGCAAACGAAGUGUCGAUCGUGUUCCGAUUUUUGUAGAACUUUCUUGAACUAAUAAAUCAGUUUGUUGAUACGGAAGUCGCAGUUACCAUGGUUGGUGCAAAGGAGAAUAAUAACAAAAGAAUGUCCACCUUAUUGAAAUGGGCUCAAAACACGCAAGGUAAACUGAAUGGAAAGACUAGCAACGGCACUUCCAACAGCGAACGGAAAUGGAUCCAUCCACCCGAAGCUCUACAGAAAGGACAUAUAGCAUAUCUCGUAAAAUUUUUAGGAAAUACAGUAGUAGAUCAACCAAAAGGUAUAGAAGUAGUCAAAGAAGGUAUACGAAAGUUGAAAUUCAAUCAGCAGCUCAAAAAAAGUGAGACUGGUGCCAAAACGAGAAAAGUCGAACUAACGAUUAGCAUAGAUGGGGUGGCGAUACAGGAACCCAGAAGUCACACUAUUCUACAUCAGUUUCCUUUACAUCGGAUAUCAUACUGUGCUGACGACAAGGGUGAAAAGAAAUUCUUCUCGUUUAUAGCCAAACAACCUAACCAAAUUGAUAAUGAUGCAGAAGAAGCGCACGAGUGCUUUGUAUUCAUCUCCGAUAAGCUAGCCGAAGAAAUAACUUUAACGAUCGGCCAAGCUUUCGAGCUCGCCUACAAGAGAUUUCUGGAGACGUCGGGGAAAGAUCUCGAAUCUCAACGCCGGGCGAUGAUUGCUCAGCAAAAAAUCAAGAGACUGGAACAAGAGAAUAACGUUUAUAAACAGAGGCUGUUGGAAAUUUGUCAGUUUGCCGGGAUAAAGCCGGAACUGGAUCAGUAUUUGAGGAAGCACGAAAUCAAGAAUAUCUUGGAAAUUAAAGCUGCCAGUGGUGAUAGUACUACUAAUACUGUAGUUCAGCAAAAUGGUAGUGUCAAAGAACUCCUUGAUCUGAAUUCUGAUCUAACAAAUGGGAACGCACCACCUGUCCCUCCUAGGACAUUCGAUAACUCGCCCUCCGUGGGAACCAAAUUGGAAGGUUUAAUGCUCAACGAGUUGGAUCCAGACAAUGAUUUUGAUCCGAGGUCGUUUGAAAACGUUAACCAUUCAAAUGACUCAAAUCUAAGCAACAACGGAACUGGAGCACCUCCACCAUUAAUUGCUCCACCUCCAAAGGCUGCUCGUCGGGCUAACUUGAAUCUCUCCAUGAAUCAUAACAAUAAUGAACUUUCAAAUAAAACGCCUGACCAAGAUUUGUUUGGCUCUAAACCGUUUAGCCCUGAUUCAACGAUUUCCACAAGCAGCAUAACUAGUAGCAAAAUUUUGGAUCCAUUUGAGAUGGGCGAUUUUGGCAUGACACCAACACCACAAGAUAUCGAAAAUGCAAUUGGAUUGCUGGACAAGAGGAUUUUAGAAAUGAAGACUGGGUUUAGUCGAGGCAUCAGCUUUGGAAAUGAUGACUUUUCUCUAGAAAGUCUAGAUCCAUUAAAAAAUUGAUUGAUUCAUGUGAAUCUGCUCCAAUUUAGAAUGAAAACAUUGCUUGAGCAAGGAGCACCUAAUAAAAUAAUGCCAAUUCCAAUUCACUUUACAUUUGCUAAUGCAUCACACAUUUACAAAUAAGGUUAUUUUCCAUAUACUUUUUCUGAUCCCAUGAUUCUAGAACAUGAACAAUUUCUUCGAUUGUAAAAUAUUAUUAACUGGAUGAAAAUGAAUUAUUAUUUCAGGUUUAGUGAUGUUUUUGUAAUAGCUCAUACAGUUUAUGUAAUUUUCAUCAUAUUCACUGAUGAUCACCAGUUGAUAGGCCAUUUUAUUUGUAUCAUAAUUAUUGUAGUGUGGAUCACUGGCUCUUUGAUGAAUGUAUGAAAAAUUAUUUGUAUUUUAUAAUAUUUAUUGUCAUAUUGGCAAAUUUUGUGAUUUAUUUACUAGUUCAAAAAUAAAGAUAUAUUUUUAUACAAU